AUGGUUGCAAAGAUCAUCAACCUGGCCAUGCGUGGUCUCCAGUUCGUCUGGGCCCUCCUCAUCAUGUCUCUCAUCGGUAACAUGAUCGCAACCUCCUACUCUGGCAACCCUUCGAUUGUCAACUACAGCAUGUUUGUCUCGGUCUUCAGCAUGCUUUCGCUGUUGUACCUCAUCCCCGCCAGCAUCAAGGAGUCAUUCAUGAUCCACCCUCUCCUCGUUGUUGGUCUUGAUGUCCUGAACGCCAUCUUCUACUUCUGCGGUGCUGUCGCCAUGUCCGCAUACCUUGGUGUUCACAGCUGUGGCAACAGCUCGUACACCCACAGCAACUCGAUCACCAACGGCUCUCGCGACACCAACAAGCGUUGCACUGAGGCCCAGGCUUCUACCGCAUUCCUCUGGUUCGGCUUCGCCGCUUUCUGUGUCUCUGCCGUCUUCGCUGGUCUCCAGGGCCGUAACUCCGGUGUUAACAUGCGCGGUGGUGCCGGUGGCAUCAGAAAGGGACCUGCCAUGAGCCAGGUCUAA
Messenger RNA from Aureobasidium pullulans EXF-150, 522 nucleotides. RefSeq lists its product as uncharacterized. Bases 1 to 522 code for a protein of 173 amino acids. NCBI's taxonomy places the organism in Eukaryota, Fungi, Ascomycota, Dothideomycetes, Dothideales, Saccotheciaceae. Gene Ontology annotation, biological process: protein localization to plasma membrane; eisosome assembly. The transcript is spliced from 3 exons. Gene Ontology annotation, cellular component: plasma membrane; eisosome. The record is from RefSeq and is a predicted model, not a curated record.